Messenger RNA from Nakaseomyces glabratus, 798 nucleotides. It is a transcript of the gene KNH1, whose product is annotated as Knh1p. Gene Ontology annotation, biological process: cell wall biogenesis; (1->6)-beta-D-glucan biosynthetic process; fungal-type cell wall organization. Gene Ontology annotation, cellular component: extracellular region. Lineage: Eukaryota; Fungi; Ascomycota; Saccharomycetes; Saccharomycetales; Saccharomycetaceae. The record is from RefSeq and is a predicted model, not a curated record.
AUGCUCUCGAUAAUAUUGCUGUUGAUGCAGCUAGUCGCUGCUGAUAUAGCUGUUGUGGGUCCGUCACUGGACCAAUCCUUUGAUGCUUCUGGAGGUACUGCAAAGAUACCUAUACAAUGGCUGUUCACGCCCAACACGCCUUCGCAGGAUGAUUUCACGUCGCUGACAUUUUCGCUUUGCUCGGGUCCCAACUACAAGAUUGAGGCUUUCAAAGUGAUUGGGAAGCUGUCGGACAUAGGCACUACGGACUUCGAAGCUGAAGUGUCGCAGAGUGUCGGUGCCAACGGUUACUACUAUGUACAGAUAUACGCUGCUACCACGGACGGUUACACGAUACACUACUCCCCGAGGUUUAAACUGACUGGUAUGACCGGCAGUAAACUGCCGGACACAUUGCUAAUAACUGCACCACCGACUCCUGAAACCCGUGUCACCACCGGUGACCUUGGUGCCACCAUCGAUUCAAAGAGUUUCGACAUACCUUACGGGGAACAGAACGGAAAGGCUAAAUUUGCGCCAAUGCAAACGCAGCCCGGAACUAAGAUUACUGCUACCACUUGGUCCAGAAGGUACGCCACCAGUGCAGUGUCUUUCUUUACUUCUCUAACUGCAACACCUGUGCAACACACCACUUUGACACCAGGCUGGUCUUACUACAUCUCUUCCGACUAUAACUAUGCCCCUCCCGCGCCAUUUCCUUCAGAUAAUGGUGGCUGGUACGACCCGAAGAAGAGACAGUCUUUCACCACAAGGAAACUUAACAUGGACAAACUAAGGAAAAGAAGGCAAACAAGUUAA